GUUGGUUCCUGGUGAUUUGCUCACCUGCCUUCAAUUAAAACUGAUUACAGGCUCGCUCAGAUCUUUCAGUGAGAGGACGUCAGCAGAUCUGCCUGUUCUUCUCAUGGUGAAAUAAGCCACUUUAAAGCUAAAAUAUCUCGUGAAUCGUCUGUUUGAGGGUCAGAGGCAGAGAACUGGUUGAAACUUCAGGUGAAUUACGAGCUUAUAGACUUUUGGACCUGGCUGGCUUCAAGAUGAGUACAGUUGUUGAUCUGACCUUUGAAGAACCUGUCGACAUGGAUCUGACUUGUACUGCUCCUCCCGUCAGCACAUCAUCUCAGCAGAUUGAGACACCAGGUGGUGCUGAGCAACAGACCAUGAGAGUCUACCUCAGAGUCCGGCCCUUCUCUAAAGAGGAACUCUGUGAUAAUGAAGACCAGGAUUGUGUGGUGAUUGAAAACAGUCAGACAGUGACACUGAAUGCACCAAAGGGUUCUGCCACCAUGAAGAGCAGCGAGAAGGGCGUCGGCACGUCGCUCCACAAAUUCUCCUUCUCACAGAUUUUUGGACCAGAGACGACACAGGCUGAGCUGUUUGAGGACACAGUCAAAAGCCAGAUGUCUGAUUUCUUGGAUGGAAAGAAUGCACUGAUAUUCAGCUAUGGUGUGACCAACGCUGGGAAAACCUUCACAAUACAAGGAACCCCAAAAGAUCCAGGGAUACUCCCUCGAGUGCUGGACACCACCUUUCACCACAUCGAAGGAAAUCAGUAUGAGGGGAUGGACCUGAAACCUUACCUCAGGAACGAUGCUCAGUAUCUGGAUCCUGACCAAGUCAAGCAGGAGAGGAGCGCUAAAGUGGCUAUUUUUGCUUCAGUCAAAGAGGAGUGUGAUCCUCUCAGAGCCAGUGGUGGCUCAGAGUUCUCACCCUGUGCUGCCUCUGGUCGCUCCUCCUCCUCCUCGUCCCACAGUCAAACAGUGUUGGCCAGCAACCCAACAGACACUGGCAGCAGCCAGUUUGCUUUGUGGGUGGCAUUCUUUGAAAUCUACAACGAGUGUGUGUACGAUCUGCUUCAACCUUCCCUCUGCUCCAAGUCCAAGAAACGUUCCGCUCUCCGUGUUUGUGAUGAUGGAGCUGGAAAUGCUUACGUUAAAGACCUCAGGUGGGUCAACAUCCAGCAUUUGGGUGAAGCCUCCAAAGUGCUGCAGUUUGGAAACAAAAACAGAAGCGCUGCAGCCACAAAGAUGAACCAGUCGUCCAGCAGGAGCCACAGCAUAUUUACCAUGAAGUUACUCAAGAUUGAUGACGGCACAGUUAGAAGGAUCUCAGAGUUUUCUCUGUGUGACCUGGCUGGUUCAGAAAGAUGCAACAAAACCAAGACCAUUGGAGAGAGGCUGAAGGAGGCGGGAAACAUCAACAAUUCCCUGCUCAUUCUGGGGAAAUGCAUCACGGCACUUCGCAACAAUCAGACUGACAGGAUGAAGAGCAGCUACAUUCCUUUCCGAGAGAGCAAACUCACCAAGCUUUUCCAGGCUGUUUUCUGUGGCAAAGGCAGAGCGUCGAUGAUUGUCAACAUUAACCAGUGUGCUUCCACCUAUGAUGAGACUCUCCAUGUGAUGAAAUUCUCUGCUGUUGCCAAACAGGUGGUGCAGGUGAUCCCAGACAAACCUCUGGAAUCUCUGGCUCCUUGUCUGGUGGGCCGUGAUGGAAAACCUCUGGUUCGGAUGAUUGACAACCAGGCCCUGGAGAGCUACCUGUCUGAAGAGGAGCUGCUCGAUGAAGAGGAUGAAGGCGACAUGUCUUUACUGCCACAGAAUGAGCUUGUGAACAUGAUCGAGAGCCUCAGAACAAAACUCCUGGCUGAGAGAAGAAAAAACCUGGUGCAGGAAAUGGAGAUUCGUAAGGAGAUGGGAGAUGCUAUGAUACAACAGCUCAUGGAGAGUGAAGAACUCCGCACUCGGCAGAUAGAAGAGCUGAAAGAGAGCUACCAAGAGAAGCUGGAGAACACAUUUGAGAUGUACAAGGAUGCUAUCAAAGAGCACGCCUACCAGAGCGCCAUGAACAACCUGGAGGACGACUACGUGCCUCUGGACGAGUUCAUCGUUGAACAGGAGAAAGUGGAGGCCCUCAGACGGAAAGUGUCAGAGUUGAUGACGUUAACGUCGUCCGGUGUUGGAGUGUCGGCUGUUCCAUCAGUGGACCAGUCGAGUCAGACUCAACCAUGUAAAGUGACAGAAGCAGCAGCAACUCAUGUUCCCCACACAGGGGACGAUCGAUUCAAACGGCUUUACAAAGAAAAAUGUGCCGUCGAGAGGAUGUGUGAGGAUAAACAACAGUUGAUUUUGUCCCUAGAGAAAAGGCUGGUGGAGCUCAGUGAAACACUUAAGAAGGUCAGAGAUGGUUUCCUAGAGAAAUCAGCUGAUCUGGCAGCUCUGCAGAGGCAGUCUGAUGACCAGACAAAAUCUAUGGAGGACCUCCUCCGGCAGAGCGUCGAGAAGGACAGGGAGAUCUCCUCACUAAAGGCUGAACUCGCCAAGCUCUCCGAGAAGUCUCCUGCGCAGCAGCCAAAGACCAAGCGAGGCCUGCUCGCCAACAUCAGGGAGGCAGUUACUUCUCCACGGAAGGGGGCGACUGGACGAACACUCAGGAAAACUGUUCGGACUCCUCACCACUGAAAAGCUUUUUAAAAACAUCUGACGGACAGAUAUAGGGUACCAAGAGUAAAACCCUAAUGCGAAACUCUUAUUCUUUCUUUAAUUCAGGCAGUUUUUCUUCUGGUGGUAUUUUAAUUGUUUUUUGUCUGUUUGUUUUUUAAUAAAAUUGAAUUGCUCAGA
Messenger RNA from Lates calcarifer (barramundi perch), 2813 nucleotides. RefSeq lists its product as uncharacterized. The record is from RefSeq and is a predicted model, not a curated record. Bases 234 to 2654 code for a protein of 806 amino acids. The transcript has 18 exons. Gene Ontology annotation, biological process: microtubule-based movement. Lineage: Eukaryota; Metazoa; Chordata; Actinopteri; Centropomidae. Gene Ontology annotation, cellular component: kinesin complex; microtubule; nucleus. Gene Ontology annotation, molecular function: ATP hydrolysis activity; microtubule motor activity; ATP binding.